This is a messenger RNA of Sclerotinia sclerotiorum 1980 UF-70, 1569 nucleotides long. RefSeq lists its product as hypothetical. The transcript has 4 exons. Bases 1 to 1569 code for a protein of 522 amino acids. Lineage: Eukaryota; Fungi; Ascomycota; Leotiomycetes; Helotiales; Sclerotiniaceae. Gene Ontology annotation, molecular function: FAD binding. The record is from RefSeq and is a predicted model, not a curated record.
AUGACGGAGAUCGUGAGGUUUAAGGUUGAGGUAGAAAAUAUUGGUAGAAGAGCGAUAGAAGCGAAUAGUAGUCAUCAUGCAACACGCUAUGGCAUCGACUAUGUUGUCCUCGAGCGACGCAGUGAUAUUGCGCCACAAGUGGGUGCAUCUGUGAGUUUGAUGCCAAAUGGAUCGCGAAUUUUGGAUCAGUUGGGCAUGUUUGACACGGUUUCGGAAAAUAUCGAACCGUGUGUUUUUAUGCAGACGUGGGAUGAGGAUGGGAGAUUGCUCUCGGAGACUGAUUCGCCAAUUUUGACGGGGAAGAGAUUGGGAUACACGAUUACUUUCUUGGAGCGAGAGAAGCUGCUAGAGAUUUUAUAUGCAAAUCUUCCUGAUAAAUCGAAGGUUUUGACGGGGAAGUUCGUUAGAUCGAUCGAGCAGAAUGACAAAGAGGCGGUAGUAAUUUGUGAAGAUGGGUCAAAAUAUUCCGGGGAUGUGAUCGCGGGUGCAGAUGGAAUCCAUAGUAUCGUAAGAUCAGAAAUGCGACGACAAAUUGCAAAUGAAGGAUCAGAAAAAGAUCUCGAAGCCUUGAAAAGGGAUGAUAUUGCUCUUUCGGCGGAAUACAGUUGUUUGUUCGGUAUUUCUAACCCAAUUCCAGGAUUGAAAAUUGGACACACGCAUCGCAGCUCAGGAAAGCGUGCUUCAACUUUGUUGUUUGGUGGUGUUGAUGGUCGAUUGUAUUGGUUUCUCUUCACUCAAAAUGAACAAAGGGAUUUUGGCGAAGACAUUCCACGGUAUAAGAAAGGGGAUGAAACUAACCAUGUUGCAAAACACAUGCACCAUCACGUAUCUGGAAACAUUCUCUUUUCCGAAGUGUGGAAACACCGCAUUGUUGCAAAUUUUGUAGCGAUCGAGGAAAUGGAGAAUGAACAUUGGUUUUGGAACCGUGUGGCUUGUCUUGGAGAUUCUAUACACAAGAUGACACCGAAUCUUGGUCAAGGAGCAAAUUGUGCUAUUGAAAGUGCAGCAGAAAUGGCAAACAGUCUAGCGAAAGUCUUAAGAGAGGACGGCACCAAACCUACCAUUGAGGAAAUCAGAAGCGCUUUAUCGCUGUAUCAUCAGAAGCGCAAUACGAGGGCAAAUUUGAUCGUGAAAGCAGCGAACAAAUUCACCCGUGUAGAAGCUCUUGCUACGACCGGUGAUUGGGUCGCGUCUAUGUUCAUACUUCCUCGCCUGGGUGAUAUUCUUGCCGAUCGAGGAGCAAAGGUUCAGGUGGGAGCUACAAGAUUGGACUGUCUCCCGAUACCAAAAAGAGCAUUGGAAGGGACCAUGCCUUGGAGUAUGAAUUCUGGUAUUGGGAAGGAAGAAAACAAAAAAAGGAGAGCUCAACUAGCGUUGCCGUUCUUGAUUGGUCUCUGGUACUUCUGGAAUAGAAUACCAAGGCCAACAACGGUGCCAGCCGGAGAAUCUUUAUCAGAUGUAAAGUCUGGGAUGUUGGAAUCUAUUUUUGAUGUUAUGCCAUUGGUAACAAUUUGGACAGUUGAAAGUUACCGUCGCGGAAACGCUCUCACCAUCGCAAAUAUCUUGUAA